Messenger RNA from Aegilops tauschii subsp. strangulata, 3412 nucleotides. RefSeq lists its product as uncharacterized. Lineage: Eukaryota; Viridiplantae; Streptophyta; Magnoliopsida; Poales; Poaceae. Gene Ontology annotation, biological process: protein phosphorylation. The record is from RefSeq and is a predicted model, not a curated record. Gene Ontology annotation, molecular function: ATP binding; protein kinase activity; protein binding.
CACCCCUGAGUAGCAAAGGCAGCACGACAGUUGGAAAUUCGUUCAUGUCCACCGCGUUACAUACCAACAACAUGGUUUCUCCUCUGCUUUUAGCCAUACUCCUCCUCGUGUCAUCAGCUUUGUACCCCUUGUCAUGUGCGGCAGCGCCGGCUGAUGGCACCACGGACACGAGCAGAGAUGCUCUGCUCUGCCUCAAGUCCCGCCUCCACGGUGCCACCACAGCCAUGGCCACAUGGAACCACACCACCGCACCAGAUUUCUGCACCUGGCACGGGGUCGCAUGCACCAGGAGCAGGCCAAGGCAACCACCACUCGUCGUGGCCCUGGAUAUGGAGGCCGAGGGCCUCGCCGGUGAGAUCCCUCCCUGCAUCGCCAACCUCACUUCUCUGGUAAGGAUCCACUUGCCCAACAACCGGCUCUCCGGUCAUAUCCCGCCGGAGCUUGGCCGGCUCUCCGGACUCCGGUACCUCAACCUCAGCUUCAACGCGCUGAACGGCACCAUCCCGUUCACUUUCGGCGUGCUUCACAACCUUUCUUCUCUAGACCUGGGCGGCAACGGGCUUUCCGGCGUGAUUCCGCCGCUGCUAGGGAGCUCGCCGGCUCUAGAGCACAUCAGUCUCUCCGACAAUCUUCUUGACGGAGAAAUCCCACCGUCGCUGGCGAAUAGUUCCUCGCUUCGUUACCUUUCACUUGACAACAACAGCAUUGAAGGGGUAAUCCCUGCGUCCCUUUUCAACUCCUCAACCAUCACGGAGAUACACCUUUGGCACAACAAUCUUUCCGGUGCAAUUCCACAUUUCAUCAUGUUCCCUUCAAAACUCACCUACAUAGACCUCUCCCAAAACAGUCUUUCCGGAGUGGUGCCGUCGUCGGUAGCAAACCUCUCGUCCCUUACCUCGCUCGACCUCUCGCACAACCAGUUGCAAGGACCCAUUCCUGAUUUGGGUAAGCUUGCUGGCCUACAAAUCCUUGGUCUCUCGUAUAACAGUCUGUCAGGAGUAGUACCACCCUCCAUUUACAAUAUGUCUUCAUUGAAUUAUCUUACGCUAGCCAGCAACAAUCUUGGAGGAACGCUGCCUUCUGAUAUGGGUAUCACACUUCCUAACCUCCAAACACUGAGCAUGGCUGAUAAUCAUUUUGUGGGAGACAUCCCUGCUUCACUACAAAAUGUCUCCGGUAUGAUGUAUAUCCAUAUGGCCAACAACUCUCUCACUGGUGUGGUUCCUUCUUUCAGCUCCAUGAAAAAUUUGGAGUACGUAAUGUUGUACUCGAAUCAUCUAGAGGCUGGAGACUGGACAUUCUUCUCCUCUUUGGCGAAUUGUACCCAACUGCUGAAACUGAACGUCGGUGACAACAACUUGAGUGGGGAUUUGCCAGCAAAUUCCAUAGCAAAUCUCCCCAAAAGCAUGACCGCUCUAACUCUUCGGUCAAACAACAUCUCUGGCACCAUCCCAUUGGAGAUUGGAAACCUUUCUAGUCUUUCCAUGCUCUAUCUUGAUACUAAUCUUUUCAUGGGGCCUAUACCUUUCACCCUUGGUCAGCUACGCAAUCUAGUUCAACUUAGCAUGUCAAAAAACAAAUUUUCAGGAGAGAUACCCCCUUCCAUUGGGGAUCUACAUCAACUGGAAGAGCUCUAUUUGCAAGAAAAUCGGUUGAGUGGAAGCAUACCUGAAAGUCUAGCUAGCUGUCAGAACUUGGUUGCAUUAAACCUUUCAUGUAAUACUCUUGGUGGAAGCAUAAGUGGACACGUGUUGGGCAGCUUGAACCAACUGAGCUGGCUACUUGAUUUAUCACACAAUCAACUUGCAAUGUCCUUACCACUAGAGAUGGGUAGCUUGAUAAACCUUGGAUCCUUGAACAUCUCUCACAACAAUAUUACAGGCAUAAUCCCGUCCACACUUGGCAACUGUGUCCAGUUGGAAUCGCUUCGUUUAGAAGGGAACCUCCUGCAAGGAAGCAUUCCACAAUCACUAGCAGGCCUCAAAGCCAUCCAAGUGUUAGAUUUCUCCCACAACAAUCUAUCUGGUACAAUACCGGAGUUCCUCGGGACCUUCACCACGUUGCAGUAUCUUAAUAUGUCCUUCAACGACUUGGAAGGACCAAUUCCCACUAGUGGAGUGUUCUCUAACACAAGUGGUGUUUUUGUCGAAGGAAAUCCACACCUUUGUGCAAAUUUUGUGGUACAAGAGCUUCCUAGAUGCUUUGCUUCGGUACCCACAAAAGAACACAAGUUUGUCAUCCCAGUGUUGAUAGCCCUAUCAGGCCUUGCUGCACUGGCUUUGAUCUUGGGGAUGUUCAUUUUUUGGUUGAAGAGGGGGUACAAAUCCAAUGAGAACAUUGUCCAUUCAUACAUGGAGCUGAAAAGGAUAACAUAUAGUGAUGUUAACAAUGCAACGGAUAAUUUUUCCCUAGUCAAUGUAGUCGGCUCCGGGCAAUUUGGGACUGUCUACAAAGGCUGGUUCGAUGCACAAGAUGGUACAGUUGCUGUUAAAGUCUUCAAGCUCAAUCAGCAUGGCGCAUUGCAUAGCUUCGUUGCUGAGUGCAAAGCAUUGCAACACAUCCGCCACCGGAAUCUCGUGAAGGUGAUAACCGCGUGCUCAACUUAUGACCCAGUGGGAAAUGAGUUCAGGGCUCUAGUAUUUGAGUAUAUGGGUAAUGGAAGCCUUGAAAACCGACUCCAUAACCACCAGUGUGGUGGUUUGAGUUUAGGCGCAGUGAUGUGCAUAUCAGUUGACAUUGCUUGUGCUCUUGAAUACCUACAUAAUCAGUGCAUCCCACCAGUUGUUCACUGCGAUCUGAAACCAAGCAACAUACUUUUCGACAAUGACGAUACUGCACGUCUCUGCGACUUUGGUCUGGCAAAGCUAAUUCAUGGUUGUUCAUCUGGAGGGCAGAGUGGCACAACAAGCAUAGUUGGACCAAGGGGAUCUAUUGGGUACAUACCUCCUGAGUAUGGUAUGGGCGGUGAAAUCUCCACCGAGGGAGACAUUUACAGCUAUGGCAUUGUUCUUUUGGAAAUGCUAACACGGAAACGGCCUACUAAUGAAGAGUUCAGUGAUGGCUUGACGCUCCGCAAGUAUGUAGAAGCAUCACUUUCACGAACCCAAGAUAUUCUUCAACCCAGCCUUACUUUGGUGACGGGAGAUCAGUUUGCUGAUCAAAUCCGAAACUUGCAAGAAUGCAACACAUUUGCGCUGAAGGAUAUGUGUGCUCUUCGUCUCCUUAAACUUGGCUUAUUAUGCUCUGCGGAAUCACCGAAGGAUCGCCCAGUGAUGCACGAUGUCUACAGUGAAGUCACUGAAGUAAAAGAGGUGUUUUUCUCCAUGGAUAACCGAAGCAAUGACCUUACAUUAUUAAGGAAAAAAGGCGGUCGAUGAAGGUGAAGCUUGUUGCUUCGACCACGGCAUGAAAA